Guillardia theta CCMP2712 is the source of this 654-nucleotide messenger RNA. RefSeq lists its product as hypothetical. Bases 1 to 654 code for a protein of 217 amino acids. The transcript is spliced from 3 exons. The record is from RefSeq and is a predicted model, not a curated record. Lineage: Eukaryota; Cryptophyceae; Pyrenomonadales; Geminigeraceae.
AUGAAUUCCACCAACUUGUUCGUCCCUGGUUGCAUUGUCUUCGCUUCGAAUGUAACGCUGCCGAGCUACGGAAUUAGCAGCCGCUCAUCCAUCGGAGUUUCAGAGGCCGAAUACACAGACUGGUCGUCCCCUGAUGCUCUUACGUGCAAGGUUGGAUAUGGAUUACAGGGAAGCAUUCAUUUCACGAUCUCCCAGGAUCUCAUCCGGUUUCAGUAUCAAUCUUCAGCCUGGCUCCAGAUCAAGCCUGUUGAACCUCAGUGGGACUGGAGCAGAAAUGACAUCAUGGACGUCGUUGACUUCUUUAUGUGCGCUUGUCUCUCAAGGUACCAGUGCCAGUCGAGGAUUGAUCUUAACUACUGCCGUGACUACCAGCUCGACAAGUCGAUUGUACAGUUUCGAUAUGACUACUCUGACGGACAUUCAGAACGCAAACCUGCUUGUCAAAUAUCAGGCCUCACAGCUGACUUUGUUGCGUCCAUCUCUGGGAAACUUUCCCCGCUUGACCUUGAAUACGAGGCUGGGUCAGACAGUGGCUCAAAGUACCGAAUGGCAGUCAACUUCAAGUAUCCUUUGUAUGCCUCCACUCGCAACAACUUCGAGGCAGACAUUGUCAGUGGUCGUGACCAGCAUUCAGUCUGCAGGGACGAUAACUGA